Culicoides brevitarsis is the source of this 1590-nucleotide messenger RNA. RefSeq lists its product as uncharacterized. Bases 1 to 1590 code for a protein of 529 amino acids. Lineage: Eukaryota; Metazoa; Arthropoda; Insecta; Diptera; Ceratopogonidae. The record is from RefSeq and is a predicted model, not a curated record. The transcript has 2 exons.
AUGGUGGCUUUAGUUGCAAUCAGAGAAAGUGCAGCUGCUCCAACUCCGGAUUCGACAGACUUUGGACUGAAGAAAGCUCUCGCUAGCUUUUUAAACAUAUUCAAAAGCUGUGAUGAGGAUGGAAGUUGCAAAGCCAGUAAGCCAGCAAAGAGAUCAGAGAAAUGUCAUGAAAGUUGUGAUGAUACUUGUGACUAUGAAGAAUUUGAGAGAGCUCUGUUAGAUGAGGACUCACCAAAAAAUUGUACAGGAGGAAAUUGUGACUAUGACGCGUUUGAGAAGCAAUAUAAUUUAGAAGAAUCUGGAAAUUGUCCCAAAAAUGAUACGGCGCCAGUUGAAGAAACAACUACGACUACUACAACUACAAGUACUACGACAACUACAAGCACUACGACAAGUACUACGACAACUACGACGCCAACUACUACUACAACUACGACGACGCCAACUACUACUACAACUACGACGACGCCAACUACUACUACUACAACGACGACGCCAACUACUACUACAACGACGACGACGCCAACUACUACUACGACGACGCCAACUACUACUACAACGACGACGACGCCAUCUACAACGACGACGACGCCAUCUACAACGACGACGACGCCAUCUACAACGACGACGACGCCAUCUACAACGACGACGUCAUCUACAACUACGACGACGACGCCAUCUACAACGAGUACGACAACGCCAUCUACAACAUCUACAGAAAAGUGUAAUUGUCCUUGUGGAAAUGAUGGAUGUGAUUAUGAUGAAUUCGAGAAACGGUACAAUUUAGAACUAACUGAGGCAAGUUGCGGACCUAAUGGUUGUGACUAUGACGAAUUUGAGAAACGAUAUAAUUUGGAAAUGCACGGAUCUUGUGAUUGCAAAAACACAACUACAACGAGUACGACAACGCCAUCUACCACGAGCACGACAACGUCAUCUACCACGAGUACGACAACGCCAUCUACCACGAGUACGACAACUACGAAAAAACCACACAAAUCUCCUUCCAAAAAGCCAUGCAAAGAAAAACAGAAAAAGCCAUGCAAAGAAAAACACAAAAAGCCAGAUAAAUCUCCUUGCCAUGAUAAGAAAGAAAAAUCAAAACCUGAAAAAUGUUCUUGUCACAAAAAGAAACCAAAACCUGAGAAGUGUUCGUGUUCAGAAAAGAAACCAAAACCUGAGAAAUGUUCGUGUUCAGAAAAGAAACCAAAACCUGAGAAAUGUUCGUGUUCGGAAAAGAAAGAAAAAUCAUCUACAAAAUGCGAUAAAAAAUCAAAGACAAAGAAAGAAAAAUAUUUCACAAUGAACCUUAAAAAAAUGAAACCUGUACUAAACCUUAAAAAAUCAUCACGUUUUGGACUAAACAAGAGUUUAAAAAAUAACGUUCAACUAACUUCAACGAAAGAUUCUUCCUCAAAAUCAUCAUUAUCAAAACCUAAAACGCAUAUCAAAGAGAAGAAAUGUGAAAAAUGUCAGAUAGAUGAGCAAACAAAUGUUCACAUCCAUUUUUGGGAUGCCGGCAGUUCAAAAAGUAACAAAGAUCAACAGAAAGAAGAUCGUCCCAAAAGUACCUUGAAAGCUUUUACUUAG